Messenger RNA from Orbilia oligospora ATCC 24927, 258 nucleotides. RefSeq lists its product as uncharacterized. The coding region runs from base 1 to 258 and encodes 85 amino acids. The record is from RefSeq and is a predicted model, not a curated record. NCBI's taxonomy places the organism in Eukaryota, Fungi, Ascomycota, Orbiliomycetes, Orbiliales, Orbiliaceae. The transcript has 2 exons.
AUGGGGAAUGCUAAUGCUGCAACAUGCGAAGUCUGCAAAAUAUCCCUCGAUACACCUCAGUUGGGGGACGACACUGACGUCAAAAUUUCUCUCUGCCCUCGUUGUCGUUCUGAAUGGGAGUGCGACCUUUCCAGUAUCGCGUGGUUCAAAGAUAGUGAACGCGAUCCCCUACGUGUCGAAAGAAUCGAUGUGCCAGUUCUUCGCCCAGACUCUCAAGAAUUGGGGGCAUUGAAGGAAAUCGACUCUACCUCGGUGUGA